This is a messenger RNA of Camellia sinensis, 798 nucleotides long. Lineage: Eukaryota; Viridiplantae; Streptophyta; Magnoliopsida; Ericales; Theaceae. The record is from RefSeq and is a predicted model, not a curated record.
AUGAGGUCAAGGUCGUGUCGAGGUCGUGAUCCAGUUUCGGUAGAAUAUGAUAUUCCCAGUGCCAGUCAAAGUGGGGGCCGAAGCCAAAGACGAGUUGAAGGUUAUGAUAUGCCUGACAUUGGUGUGGAGGAUACCUCUUUACCUGAUUCUCCUCCUGUCCAGGAAGAGUACCUUACUCAUGCUUUUCCAGGUGGACCGACUGAUCCGUCAAUACUGCGGAGUUUCAAUAGUCAUGUGGCUGCAGCUAUUUGGCACGGGGAGGAACAAGGGCCCCUAAAGUGUCAUAAUCACUUUUCCAAGAUCCUUGCAUGGCCAUGGUGGUUAGUAGAGAACAACACUAGAUUCAAAGCCAUUAUUGAGCAGUCUAGACUGUCACUGUUAGCUCGUUGCACUUAUCGGUUCGUCAACAAGCUUCUAGUCUCAUGUUUUGUUGAGAGAUGGCAACCUGAGACGAACACAUUUCACAUGACAGUUAGUGAGAUGACCUUGACCCUGGAUGAUCUUGGCACUAUUCUUGGCCUUCUCAUUGUAGGCAAAUCAGUCAGCAUACCAGAUGUGACAGAUCAUCAUAGAGUUACAUUACUCGUUUAUGGCUUGGGGAUUACUGAACGUGCAGCACAUGAAGAGGUUUCUUCUGCUGGUGGCAAUUCAGUCAGGCUUGAAUGGUUGCGAAGUCAGUUUGCUGGUGUCACAGAUUCAGACCCCGAGGAGGCUAUACAGUGCGCUGCAAGAGCUUAUUUAUUGUUUCUGUUGGAAUGUACACUCUUCAGUGACAAGAGUGGCGUUGGGGUUUGCUAG